Messenger RNA from Phragmites australis (common reed), 1788 nucleotides. Its product is annotated as probable protein phosphatase 2C 52. NCBI's taxonomy places the organism in Eukaryota, Viridiplantae, Streptophyta, Magnoliopsida, Poales, Poaceae. Bases 127 to 1569 code for a protein of 480 amino acids. Gene Ontology annotation, molecular function: protein serine/threonine phosphatase activity; cation binding. Gene Ontology annotation, cellular component: cytosol; nucleus. The record is from RefSeq and is a predicted model, not a curated record. Gene Ontology annotation, biological process: protein dephosphorylation. The transcript is spliced from 9 exons.
CCCCUCCCCCCCCCCCCCCUUCCCCCGGCUCACAAUCCAAUCCACAACCUUGUAGAUCCACCGCCUCCCUGAUCCGAUAGCCUCCGCCGACCGGAUCCCGCAGGGUUCGGGUCUGCGGCGAUUUAGAUGGUUUACGAUGGCGCCGUGAAGGACCAGGAGAUCUCGACGAACCCAGCAUCGGCGGCAGUAUCGGAGGCAUCGGCGGCGGCGGCGUCGGAGGCGGUGGUGGGCGCGAGACCGGAGAGGCCAGCGCACGACAAGCGGCUCGGAGUGCGCCACCCCUUGAAGCACCGCCGGUUCCGUGCGGGGGGGAAGGUGAUGGUGGAGCCCGGGGCGCUGCCAUCCGCUCAGGCGGUGGAGGGGGAGGAGGCGAGCGAGGUGGAGGAGGAACAGGAGGAAGCUUCGUCCGCGGAGACGGAGAUGCUGGCUGCUGACGUGGAGCUGUCAUCGGCGCCGGCAGCAGUGGUACAACAAAUGGACGUCGAGGGGGGCGAAAUGGAUGUGUCACCUGAGGCAGCGGUGGCUGUGGGUGACACGGAGUUGGAGGCCCAGCCGGGCGACGAGGAGGAGGUGUCGUUGGUGGUGGUGGCGGAAGGGGAGAGGAAGCAGGAGGCCGCAUCUGUAACUUUUGUGCCUGCUGUGGAGGUACCGAAGGAAAAGGAUCAGGAGGAGAAGGAAGAGAAGGAAGAGGAGAGGAAGGAGGAGGAGAGGGAAAGGCAGAAAGAGAAGGAGAGGGUGGAUGAGGUGGGCUACAUGAGUGGAGGAUGGAAUAGUGAUGAUGGAAGUCUGAGUUGUGGAUAUUCAAGUUUUAGAGGAAAAAGGGCAAGCAUGGAAGACUUCUAUGAUAUAAAAUCAUCUAAAGUUGAUGAUAAACAAAUAGAUCUCUUCGGAAUUUUUGACGGUCAUGGUGGUUCACGUGCUGCUGAGUAUUUAAAGGAGCACCUGUUUGAGAACCUCAUGAAACAUCCGGAGUUCAUGACAGAUACAAAAUUAGCAAUAACAGGUGAAACAUAUAAAAAAACAGAUUUAGAGUUCUUGGAUGCUGAAAGGAACUCUCAUAGAGAUGAUGGCUCAACUGCAUCAACAGCAGUGUUGGUGGGCGACCACCUUUACGUGGCAAAUGUUGGAGACUCACGGGCUGUAAUAUCAAAGGCGGGCAAAGCAAUCGCACUCUCUGAAGAUCACAAGCCGAACAGAAGUGAUGAGAGAAAACGGAUUGAGAGUGCUGGUGGGAUUGUUAUGUGGGCUGGAACUUGGAGGGUAGGUGGUGUGCUUGCAAUGUCUCGGGCAUUUGGCAACCGUCUGUUGAAGCAAUUUGUCAUUGCAGACCCUGAGAUUCAGGAACAAGAAAUAAAUGAUGAAUUGGAGUUUCUGAUUAUAGCUAGUGAUGGGCUGUGGGACGUGGUUCCAAAUGAGGAUGCGGUUUCACUCGUGAAGAUGGAGGAGGAACCUGAGGCGGCAGCCCGGAAGCUGACAGAGACUGCGUUCUCCCGAGGGAGCAGCGAUAACAUCACAUGCAUCGUUGUGAAAUUCCAGCGUGACAAGAUGGGCGGUGAUUCCCCACCUUGAGGCGACAAGAGUUGAUUCCAUUUGCUGUUGGUUAUACAUGUCGGUCCUCACCUUAAGCCGGAUUUUGCUGGCUCCAUGGUCCUUAUAGCAGCGCGGCUGGUACUAUAAGAGUUGGUUCAUGUUCUUUGCUUGUCCAUAUAUCCCUAGUUUUGGCGCCUCCUCCGGUGGUUUACAAGUUACAGUGCUAUUUACGUAGGUUUAUUAUCGGUUCUUCUUAUA